AUGAAUGAGAAGAGGAAUUCAAAGCGUCAAAAAUCAUUCAAAAUGCCUGGAACUGACUUCAACGAUGCACAGAAUCUCGACGACGAAAUUCUUUUCCCUGUCGAAGAGAUUGCGCAAUACCCGUUGCCUGGAUAUGUGUCGCCGACUUCGAUAAGUUUUAGUCCGGACGAUAGUUUGAUUUCGUAUCUGUUUAGUCCGGAUAAUACGUUGAACAGGAAUAUUUUCACUUAUGAUUUGAAAGGUAAUAAACAAGAAUUGUUGUUCAGUCCCCCGGAUGGGGGGCUUGAUGAGAGUAAUAUUUCUCCGGAUGAGAAGUUGAGGAGGGAGAGGUUGAGGGAGCGGGGUUUAGGAGUGACACGAUAUGAAUGGGUGAAGACGAACUCGAAGAGGAAAGCAGUCAUGGUGCCAUUACCAGCUGGGAUUUAUUUCCACGAUAUUUCCCUUUCGAAAACAGAGCUUAAGCUUCCAAGUAUACCAGCGUCGCCCACUAUUGAUCCUCAUCUGUCUCCCGAUGGAUCUAAGCUUGCCUAUGUGAGAGACUUUGAGUUGCAUGUUAUGAAUCUCUUAUCUAAUGAAUCAAAGCAGUUGACCCAUGGCGCAAAGGAAAACGGUUUUAUUCACGGGCUUGCGGAAUAUAUAGCACAGGAGGAGAUGGAUAGAAAAACUGGAUAUUGGUGGUCACUGGAUAGUAAAUAUAUUGCAUUUACUGAAGUUAAUUAUUCUGAAAUACCGCUUUUUAGAAUUAUGCAUCAAGGUAAGAGCUCAGCUGGCCCAGAUGCACAGGAAGACCAUCCUUAUCCUUUUGCAGGAGCUUCAAAUGUUAAAGUACGCCUUGGGGUUGUUUCGGUAGCUGGAGGCUCCACCACUUGGAUGGAUCUUGACUGCGGGGGAGUGAAAGAACUGGACAACGAGGAUGAAUAUUUGGCAAGAGUUAAUUGGAUGCAUGGAAACAUUCUCACUGCUCAGAUCAUAAAUAGACACCAGACUAAAAUAAAGAUCGUUAAGUUUGAUAUUAGAACAGGGCUGAGGAGAGAUAUAUUGGUAGAAGAAAACAAAACCUGGAUCAACAUUCACGACUGUUUCACACCUCUUGAUAAAGGAGUUACCAAGUUUUCAGGUGGAUUUAUCUGGGCUAGUGAGAAAUCAGGAUUUAGACAUCUCUAUCUUCAUGAUGCAAAUGGGACUUGUUUAGGACCCAUCACUGAAGGUGAAUGGAUGGUUGAGCAAAUUGCCGGUGUGAAUGAGGCAACAAGUCUAAUAUAUUUCACUGGAACCUUAGAUAGUCCUCUUGAAUCCAACUUAUACUGUACUAAACUUUUCGUCGAUGGAACUCAACCACUUCAGGCCCCUACCAGACUUACACAUGGCAAGGGAAAGCACAUUGUAGUCCUUGAUCAUCAUAUGCAAACCUUUGUUGAUAUCCACGACUCUCUUAGUUGUCCGCCUAGGGUAUUACUUUGCUCAUUAGAGGAUGGAAGCAUAAUCAUGCCUUUGUAUGAGCAGCAAAUACCAGUUCCAAAAUUUAAAAAGCUUCAACUUGAGCCUCCAGAGAUUGUUGAAAUAGAGACCAGUGAUGGUACUAUCUUAUAUGGAGCUCUUUAUAAGCCCGACGUUUCAAGAUUUGGACCUCCGCCUUACAAAACCAUGAUCAAUGUUUACGGUGGUCCUAGUGUACAGCUUGUUUCUAACUCUUGGCAAAAUACUGUUGACCUGAGAGCGCAAUACUUGAGAAAUAAAGGCAUCUUAGUUUGGAAGUUAGACAAUAGAGGAACUUCUAGACGGGGGUUGAAGUUCGAAGGCUAUUUAAAGCACAAACUUGGACAAAUCGAUGCCGAUGAUCAGUUUUGUGGAGCAGAGUGGCUUAUCAAAGAAGGGCUUGCAGAAUUUGGACACAUUGGAUUGUACGGGUGGAGCUACGGCGGGUAUCUGUCUGCUAUGACACUGUCAAGGUAUCCUGACUUCUUCAAGUGUGCUAUAGCUGGUGCACCCACUACAUCGUGGGACGGAUAUGACACAUUCUAUACAGAGAAGUACAUGGGAUUGCCAUCUGAAAAUAAAUCAGCGUAUACAAGAGGUUCUGUGAUGAACCAUGUGCACAAGUUGAAAGGAAGGUUGUUGCUUGUGCAUGGCAUGAUUGACGAGAAUGUACAUUUUCGGCACACUGCAAGACUUAUCAAUGCACUUGUGGCAGCUGGAAAAAUUUAUGAGCUGAUCAUUUUCCCAGAUGAGCGCCACAUGCCUCGGCGAUAUAGCGACCGAGUUUAUAUGGAAGAAAGGAUGUGGGAAUUCAUAGACCGGAACCUUUGA
This is a messenger RNA of Vicia faba (fava bean), 2307 nucleotides long. Lineage: Eukaryota; Viridiplantae; Streptophyta; Magnoliopsida; Fabales; Fabaceae. The record is from the annotation of a GenBank genome assembly.